Molecule: messenger RNA, 3258 nt
Organism: Fragaria vesca subsp. vesca
Lineage: Eukaryota; Viridiplantae; Streptophyta; Magnoliopsida; Rosales; Rosaceae
Product: respiratory burst oxidase homolog protein C-like
Exons: 11
Coding region: 1-2754 (917 amino acids)
Cellular component (GO): plasma membrane
Molecular function (GO): calcium ion binding; peroxidase activity; NAD(P)H oxidase H2O2-forming activity
Source: RefSeq, a predicted model, not a curated record
AUGAAGGAAACAGCCCCAGAAGAUCAUAUCGGAGAAGCUGCUACUUCCGCCGGAGUAGCACCACCACUUCAGUAUCACUCCGACAACGAGCUCCCCGCACCCGAGAAAAUGUCCGGCGCCGGCUACACCGCUCCGCUCAGUCUCAGCGGGACUCUGAACAAAAGAACCGGCAGCAAGAGAACCAACAACCACGAAGAAGAGCCUUACGUCGAGGACGUCUCCGUCGACGUAAGCAGCGUCAAGCCCCUGCCACGUGGCGACGCCAACAACACAGACGACUCCCUCACUCUUCUCGGCGGCGACAAGCCGCCCCAGAAGAGCAACAACGACCAGUCGUUCGUACGUACAGCCUCCGUACGGAUCAAGCAGGAGCUGAAGAAGCUGACGUCGUUCUCGAAGCAGCAGCUGCCGCAACGGCGCCGUUUCGACCGGAUGCAGUCAGCGGCUGCUCCGGCUCUUAAGGGACUCAAGUUCAUAAGUAAAACGGACGGGAAUGCUGAGUGGCCGGCGGUCGAGAAAAGGUUCGACAAGCUUACAGGCUCGACUAACGGGAUGCUGCCACGUGCUGCGUUCGGGGAGUGCAUAGGGAUGAACAAAGACUGCAAGGAGUUCGCCGGAAAACUGUUCGACGCUUUGGCCAGGAAGCAUGGGAUCAAAGGCGAUUCGAUCAACAAGGAGGAGUUGAAAGAGAUGUGGACACAAGUUUCUGAGCAGGGCUUCAAUUCCAGGCUGCAAAUUUUCUUUGACAUGGUUGAUAAGGAUGGGGAUGGAAGAAUCAGUGUGGAAGAAGUCAAGGAGAUCAUUAGCUUCAGUGCUUCUGCCAAUAAACUAUCAAACAUCCAGACACAAGCACAGGAAUAUGCAGCAUUGAUCAUGGAAGAGUUGGAUCCAGACAAUCUUGGAUACAUCAUGAUAGACAGCUUGGAGACACUCCUACUGUAUGGACCGGAGGAGACGGUGGCGCGUGGAAAAGAGAGCCGGAACUUGAGCAAAAUGCUGAGCCAGAAGCUGAAGCCAGUGAGGGAGGACAACCCUCUGACAAGGUGGUAUAGGAGAGCCAACUACUUUCUUGAAGACAAUUGGAAGAGAGUUUGGGUAAUGGCAUUGUGGAUUGGGAUCAUGGCUGCUCUGUUUGCCUAUAAGUAUGUGCAGUAUAAAAAUAGGGCUGCAUAUCACGUAAUGGGUCAUUGUGUAUCCAUGGCCAAAGGUGCAGCUGAGACACUCAAGUUCAACAUGGCUCUUAUUCUACUUCCAGUGUGUAGAAACACUAUCACUUUGCUAAGGAACAAGACCAAAUUGGGUGUUGCCGUUCCUUUUGAUGAUAACCUCAAUUUCCAUAAGGUGAUAGCUAUUGGAAUUUCAGUAGGAGUUGGCAUACACUCGAUUUACCAUUUGGCGUGCGAUUUCCCUCGUCUCAUCAAAGCAGACAGCGUCACAUACGCCCCGAUGAGGCAAUAUUUUGGGGAACAACCUUCAAACUAUUGGUUUUUUGUGAAAUCAGUAGAAGGUGUAACUGGCAUUAUAAUGGUAGUGUUGAUGACCAUAGCCUUCACACUAGCAGCACCAUGUUUUAGAAGAGGUAAGCUCAAAAACCUACCCCAACCUCUCAAAAGGCUCACUGGCUUCAAUGCCUUUUGGUACUCCCAUCAUCUCUUCGUCAUUGUCUAUACCUUGCUCAUUGUCCAUGGAGAAUACCUUUACCUCACCAAGGAAUGGUACAAGAAAACGACUUGGAUGUACUUGGCUGUUCCACUUCUCCUCUACGGUGGUGAAAGAUUGGUUCGGGCACUCCGGUCCAGCAUCAAGCCGGUUAAGAUAGUAAAGGUGGCUCUAUAUCCUGGAAAUGUGUUGGCUCUUUUUAUGUCAAAGCCUCAGGGCUUCAGAUACCAUAGUGGGCAAUACAUGUUUGUUAAUUGUGCUGCUGUCUCCCCAUUUGAAUGGCACCCAUUUUCGAUCACGUCGGCGCCGGGAGACGACCACCUCAGUGUUCAUAUCCGGACUCUUGGCGACUGGACGCGACAACUUAAGACGGUGUUUUCUCAGGUAUGCCAACCACCUCCUUCUGGGAACAGUGGUCUCCUCAGAGCCGACUGUAUGCAAAGCAACGACUUAAACUUUCCAAGAGUGCUAAUAGAUGGACCCUAUGGAGCACCAGCUCAAGACUACAAGAACUAUGAAGUGGUGUUACUUGUAGGGUUGGGAAUAGGAGCAACCCCAAUGAUAAGCAUCCUCAAGGACAUAGUGAACAACAUCAAAGCCAUAGAAGAUGAAUCACAGAACGCCCUAGAAAGCGGCACGGCCGGUUCUGGCAGCCCAGUGAGCCUCCACAGCAACUUCAAGACCAAGAGAGCCUACUUCUACUGGGUGACGCGAGAGCAAGGUUCGUUCGACUGGUUCAAAGGAGCCAUGAACGAGGUGGCGGAGCUUGACCAUAACAGAGUGAUAGAGUUCCACAACUAUUGCACUAGUGUUUAUGAGGAAGGUGAUGCACGUUCUGCCCUCAUUGCUAUGCUUCAGUCACUAAAUCAUGCCAAGAAUGGGGUCGAUAUUGUGUCGGGUACUCGGGUGAAGUCACAUUUUGCUAAGCCUAACUGGCGUGAGGUCUACAAGCGCAUUGCGCUGGAUCACACCAAUGACAAAGUUGGGGUGUUCUACUGCGGGCCACCUGCUCUAACUGAAGAACUACGACAGCUAUCUCUGGAUUUCAACCACAAAACCUCCACCAGAUUUGAAUUCCAUAAAGAAAAUUUCUGAUAUGAACACAAAGGGCAGGACCAGAACUAAAGAGACCAACAACAAGGUCUCUGAGAGUCCCACCUUCACUUUCUCAUGUCAUAUAUUUCCACACAGAAAGAAAGAGAUUCCUACUGCUGCUUUAUGUAAAUUAUAUAUGCAUAUGCAUCGGUCAAUCUUUUUAUCUUAUCUUUUUAUGAACGGAAGCUAGACUAACACAUAUGCAAAGCAGGCAAAAGGAAAUGCUGAAAUGGUGGUUAAGACAGUAACUAAAGCCUCGUGGUCCUCGUGUAUUAUGCCCUAUUCUGAUGUAGCCUAUAUACAGUGUUUGUUAUAAUAGUAGUUACAAGCUGAGAAAGACAGGCAGACUUGUGCAAAGCAUGUUGCAGAAUGAGUGAAGACACAAUAUGUGCAUAUUUUUCAGUUUUAUGUAAUAUUGACAUAUAGAAUUGUGUAUGACAACAUUUAAACGAAAAUAUAUACAUAUAUGUAAUAAAGAACCUAAUAAAACUGCUGAUAUGUAUU